This is a messenger RNA of Candidula unifasciata, 196 nucleotides long. NCBI's taxonomy places the organism in Eukaryota, Metazoa, Mollusca, Gastropoda, Stylommatophora, Geomitridae. The record is from the annotation of a GenBank genome assembly.
GGUCACCCAUAAUAUUUCUUUAUCAGAUGAUACCCCUGUUAAACAACCGUAUCGUCGGAUUCCACUAGCGUUUUACAGAGAAGUACAGGACCAUUUACAAGGGUUGUCAGAGAAACAAAUUAUUAGAGAAAGUUCCAGCCCUUGGGCAUCCCCUAUUGUGUUAGUAAGAAAGAAAGAUGGUACCCUUAGACUGUGU